AGCCAAGCCGAGAAUAUGCCAGCGUUUGAUGUUACCAUACCCCUAUACCCACUUCAGUUGUGCACGAGGACCAUACCUUUGCACGCUCUUCACCCCCUCAACCAACACGAAGCCGUCAACCAGCUUUUCAAUCAGCUAAUUAGCAGCUUCAUUUUUGAGAUCAAGAUUAAGAGAAACGAUACACUUCCCUUACCCAUAUCCAGUUCCUGUUGUUGCUGCAGAGCCAUGUCCUAGCUUUGGAUGAGAGUCUUGGAAUAUUUCUAGACAGUCUCUUUGAGCACAUAGCAAGGAAGUGUUGGAAACGAGGUCUAGAAAAUGUACCUGUUCUCUCCCGAAAAAGUAUUGAGCACUUUUGUCCUUUCAGCCUUAGACGAGAAUCUGUGAAUGAUACCAAGCUAAAAUCUCCAGUGAAGGCUUUGAUCAAAGCUAGAAAACAACUGUUAGAGUCGGUUGAUGAAUUAAACUUAAUGCACAACGUUCAAUCUGCCAUUGAUGUUACAAAAAAACUGGCAAAGGAGGUUAAGGAUAUUCAAGAAGGUGUUGUCAAGAUAUGUGCUGCAUUGCUUGCUGCUUUAAUGGAGCAGCAAAUCCAGAUUCCCCUUUUAAGUAGCCACAUAAGCACUGCUGCAGCCCUGUCCACCAUAUCAUCAGUAGUUAUGGGUGCUUGGACAUUUGUGAGUAUGGGAUUAGCUGAAAUCUCUAAAGUUUUGAGUUCGUCCGAAGGCCAAUCUUUCAAAAUUGAAAUCGAAGACUAUAUCAAUACAGUAUACUACAGCACAACUCUAAACCGAAACAAAAGUCGAGAGGAACGUUCAUAUGCGAAUAAGUUGGGAUCUUUGAUUGGAGAAAUCAAAGAGGGUCCAACCGUCACUUGUAGCGAGGAGUACAUCAGCUAUUCACUCGAAUGCCAGCUUAAAAAACUUUCCAAACAGCUAAAUUUAAACGAAUCCACUCAAGUGAGUCAUCUUGUUAGCUCCUGGAAUGCAGUCUUCAAGAAAAAUGCUCUAUCUCUUGUUGCCAAGACUCAUCAACCACUAAUUGCUCGCUGGCUUAAAUGGUCGUUACUCACUCACAAUCUAAGAGAAACACUUGCUAGCUACCUCUGUGUGGCAGUAAUUGGUAUCUCAAAUUCAGGCAAAUCUUUGCUUGUAAAUAGCCUAUUCAAAACAAAAGCUCAAGUUGGAACUACACAGUCAAAGAAAACAGUGGUUCCAUUUUUGUACAAUUUGGAUGGGAUGGUAGACAAUCUCGACGUUGUAGAUUUCCCUGGUAUUGAUGACAAGGAUGGAAUACCAGAGCUAAUGAACCUGCUAGUGAGCCUCGCCCAAGUUGUCCUGUGUGUUGUGAACUACAAGAGUGUCAACUCCAAAUCUCUCACAGAUUUGCUCUGUCAACUUGAAAAAGAGGAUAUCCCUGUGCUUUUGUGCAUAACACAUGGAGACUGUUUGUGUGCUGACAUUUGCGAGGAACUUACUAAUGAAGAUGGUGAGAAGCCAGCAAUCGAAACAAUGAAACACUGUCUUGAACUUGAAUUAAAGGCUACCACUGAAGUACUCAGCAGUCACCAUGUCAUGUACAUUGAUGUACUUUUGCUUUAACAAGCAGCAAUCACACCUAUCUGUCGAAGAGCUAAAAUUGUUGGGGGUAUUUUCAAUAGCCAAAAUUGGAUGGUGGCUCGUGGAAACUAUCCGCGAUAAGCUUGAUCAGCCUGCUAUUGCUAACAAACUUCAAGCAUUUUUACAGCCUUAAUAAGCCAUGACAGACAAUUAAUUUUAUAUGCUGUGUAAUGAUAUUUAGGCCAUCAAAGUAGAUCGGUUUUUGUAUUAAAAUUGAUGAGGCCAUGAGGUCAUUUUUCCUUAUCA
Molecule: messenger RNA, 1862 nt
Organism: Halichondria panicea
Lineage: Eukaryota; Metazoa; Porifera; Demospongiae; Suberitida; Halichondriidae
Exons: 4
Coding region: 468-1598 (376 amino acids)
Molecular function (GO): GTP binding
Source: RefSeq, a predicted model, not a curated record